GAAAAAAUAUCAACCUUGGCCUUGGGUCUGAGUCUCUGCUGGUAAGUACUUCCAAGGUUUGUAUUCACGCGAUAUGUCGGGUUCAUCUAAUUCUCAUCAUCAAGAAGAACAGCCAUGGUUGCCUCCAAGGCGGCACAAAAGCUGUCCACCAUCGCUUCAUCAUGGCCUGCUGAUCCAUUUCGUCCAAAUAUCCAACUCAAGAACUUCCUGAACUAUCUCUCUGCGCAUCCAAAACUAACCUCCGAGGCUGUACAAGCAGCACAGCUGCUGCGGGACAGUGCCAUACAGAAGAAGUACCCACUGUCAGCAAAAACACUUCAGCCGGCUUCUAUGCCAAGGCACUAUGAACGGCUCGUGGAAGGAUACGAAAGAAGUUCAAGAGGUGCCGGGAGACCUUGGUGGAAAGUCUUCUUUGGAGUAUGGAAAUAGUCACCUCUCCUUUGUGACCUCUCCUUUCCGCUGAUCUGCACUUGUUCUUCUCUGAGUUUUUUCUGCUGUUCGGCACUUGGUGGAGCGGAAGACUCGUCAUCUACUAGCUAGAAGCUCAGAGUAUGUAUAGAAGGGGUUUCUUAAUCUGAGAGUGGACGCCGAGGUCUGCACGAAACCCGAGUUGGUCAUCCAGUCCUGAUGUCCUCGGAUCCAUCCAUUCAGGUUUUCUAGACUCAUUUGUAUUGUUCCAACUAUAUAUCACCAUCACUUUGCCAUAACUUUAUGGUGUAACUUCCGGCUGUCGUUAUACUUGGCACCAACAAUGCCGCUUUGUGUGUAGACGCUAAACCUCUUAGUACACCUCAUAAACUCCACCCAUGUGAUCUGAGACUCCGUCGCGGACAAAUCA
Suillus bovinus is the source of this 838-nucleotide messenger RNA. RefSeq lists its product as uncharacterized. The coding region runs from base 115 to 429 and encodes 104 amino acids. The record is from RefSeq and is a predicted model, not a curated record. The transcript has 2 exons. Gene Ontology annotation, biological process: mitochondrial respiratory chain complex III assembly. Lineage: Eukaryota; Fungi; Basidiomycota; Agaricomycetes; Boletales; Suillaceae.